Messenger RNA from Peronospora matthiolae, 243 nucleotides. Lineage: Eukaryota; Oomycota; Peronosporomycetes; Peronosporales; Peronosporaceae. The record is from the annotation of a GenBank genome assembly.
AUGGCCGAAGGGAUCGACACUUUGCAAUCCCUGUACUCGCGUCUGGGAGUUCGUUUUCCGACGGCCCUUCUUCAAACGCAGCGGGUGGGUCUCGUCGUACUGCUCGACGAGACCAAGGACAUCAACAAUCAGCUAGUCACGAGACUCCCAGCUGUCCCACGCCGGUGGAUAGCCACGCCAGCGGACGAGGUAACUCGUCCGGACGCCAUUCAUAUCGUGGUGGCUCAAAAUACGCUCCACUAG